GAAGUGAAGCGGAAGUAGUUUGUUUGGUGCUGAUGGCGCGAAAGACUGGGUUACAAAUUCAUACAGACAAAUUUCACUUUUUGUAGAUAGAGUAGUUAAUGAAUUACCUCAGUGUCUUCUAUAAGGGUCGGUUCGCGGUGGUUGGUUUCAGAAAUGAUCAAACUAAGUAUAGUCUUUUAGAAAUUAGUUUAAUCCUCCAGCGGCUCGCGAUCAGUUGACAGUACACUCUGUCGCGCGGUGUUUUCUUGUUUGUUUUGCUUUUUCUUUCUUUAGCGUAAUUUAGAUCAUCUGCCAGCAUGUCAAAAGACAACAAGGAUGCAUACAUUGUGAAAUUUGUUGAACACAAUGGAGAGAAAAGUGAUCUGGCUCUUCAGGCCUAUAAGGUGAUCAAGUGUGUCACUGUUGUAGCAAGUGUGUCAGUUGUCAAGGCGGUAGUUGAACUUCAGUCAGAGAAAUAUGUGCAGAUGGUUGAUGAGGAGACAGCACUAGAGCUGGACCACAGUGACAAAUCCCUGUUUGUCAUCAGUGAUUUCACCAGCAAUGCCUUUGAGCACUGCAGGAGGCUGGGAUGCAGGAUAGUGAGCCCCCUGGUAGUGCUGUUCUGUCUGCAAAAACAGAGGUGCGUUCCCAAAGCAGAGCAGCCCGUGUACAACAUGGCCAUGGCUGAUGUCACUGUCUCCUGUACCAACCUCGAAAAGGAAGCACGGAGUGAAGUUAUGGAUCUUGUCCAGUUAAUGGGUGGGAGGGUCUACCGUGAUCUUAACGUGUCUGUUACUCACCUGGUGGCAGGUGAAGUAGGGAGUAAGAAAUACCUGGUGGCCGCAAGCCUCGGGAAGCCCAUCCUACUGCCAAGCUGGGUGAAAGCAUGCUGGGAAAAAUCUCAGGAUAGUUUGUUUCAUCACUCUGAGCUGAAUACAGAGGACUAUCUGUGUCCAGUCCUGAAGGGCUGUACAGUGUGUGUGACUGGUCUCUCUACUGUUGAGCGUAAAGAGGUGCAGAGGUUGUGUGAUCAGCAUGGAGGUAGCUACACUGGGCAGCUAAAGAUGAAUGAGUGCACUCACCUGAUUGUCAGCGAACCCACAGGUCAGAAAUACGAGUUUGCCCGUAAAUGGAAUGUAUUCUGUGUAUCCCUGCACUGGCUGUUUGACAGCAUAGAGAAGGGCUUCUGUCAGGAUGAGAGCAGGUAUGCUGUGGAGCGUGGGGAGAAGAGGAGAACAGAGGAGAAGGCAGGCAGACCCAACACCUCCACCCCUACUGGAGCCAGCAGGAACAAAGAGGGUUCAAAGAAAGGCCCCUCUCUGCUGGGACUGAGUCAUAUCUCCAAUAUCAGCAUGAAUGUUAAUGAAACAGCCCUCACUACAGCUGGAAUCAGUCACAUAGAGACUCCUGAUCCACUCGACUCAUUCGACAUAACUGUCUGUCGAGUUGAUGAUCUGUUGGAUGGCUGUAAGUUGUACCUGUGUGGCCUGUCAGGGAAGAAACUAGAGAAACUGCGGCGGAUGGUGAACUCUGCUGGAGGCUUGCGCUUCAACCAGCCCAGCCAAGAGCUCACACACAUAGUGAUGGGGGAUCCAGACCAGGGGGUCAAAGCCUUCCUUGACAAAGCCACGCACAGACCCCAUAUAGUGACAGUGCAGUGGCUGCUGGAAAGUUUCUCCUGUGGUUCUUUGCUCCCAGUGGAUGGCUACUUCCACCCUUCCUUCCUGCCCCCUGCCCCAGCAGCUGUUGAUAUGCCUGCUCCUCGCAGUUCUGUUCCCCGCACCUCCAGACCCUCUGUAGCUCCUCCUGCUUUCAGUCCAGCCCGACAGGCCAGAGCAGAAGAAGACCUGCUCUCACAGUACAUAGAGAAUGACCAAACUGUGGUGGAGUUGCCUCAGGCCGCUAACAGCACCAGCAGUAGGCAGAGCAUUCUUCUUCCAGAGCUUCCAGCUGUAGGGCAGGACUCUACCAUGGUUGAUGCCUCAGGAGGAGGCCUGUUCUCAGGGAAGCGCUUCCUUUUGGUUGGUUUUGGAGCUGAGGCAGAGGCCCAACUCUCAGAACUGGUCUUGGAAAACUCUGGGAGAAUUUUGGUUGGUCAUUCCAGAGCAGUGGCACAUUAUGCCAUUGUGCCACUGCUGGGUUGUGAUGUUGAAUCCACAGUCGAUGAGGUCGCAACAGAUACCUGGCUGGCCAUGUGUGUAGAGCAGCGGUGUGUGUUGCCACUAGCGUCUCACUCUCUGUUUACUCCUGUGGCGGUAAGAGAGGGCUUCUCUCCUCUCAAAGACUGUGUGCUGUCCGUCAGUCAGUUCACUGGAGCUGAGAGAGAGUCACUUAUUCAGCUGGCCAAACACCUGGGAGCCAGUGUUCAGGAUUAUUUUGUACGGACUGCUAACCAGAGGAAGGGAAUGCUGGCCAGCACUCACCUGGUAAUCCAAACACCUGAGGGCACCAAGUACCAAGCGGCUCAGAAAUGGAAUCUGCCUGCAGUCACGAUCCACUGGGUUUUAGAGUCGGCCAGAACAGGGAAGCGUGCUGAUGAAGGACAAUUUUUGGUUGACCUACCACCUUCUCCUGAGAGAAGCGAAGACAGUUUUGUCGGGGCGUCUCAGAAAGCCUCAGCACCUCAGCGCCUCCUGCAGCAUUCCCCAGAGCUCCCUCUACUGGGCCCACAGAACAGUGCAGCCAUCACCCCACUAGACACAGCUCGCUUUCAGAGCCGCACUGUCCACUCAGCUGUCAGGAAGAUGAAGCAGGGAGAGGAGGAGCAAGUGGAGGUGGCAACCCCAGGACAAGAGAAGGCCAGAGGAACCCUACAGAAAGACUCCUCCCUCCAACUGGACACUCCCUCGCGAUUCCUGAGCAGAGACCGGCUCUUCGGACCCUCAUUUAACACAAAGGACGUGUUUGACCAUUUAACAACUCCUGGUAAUAAGCCACAGCAGGGUCAGGGGGCAGAGACUCCUCUGUCAGAGGUCAUUGAGAGGAACCUGAAAGCUGCUGUUGCCAACGGCAACCGCAAUCAAGUCACAGAUCUUGAAGCCAUGACUGCCAGUCCUCAACUUGGAAAAGAACCUGAACCUGAGGUGGAGCCGAAGACCACAGCUCCUCUCAGUGGGGUGGUGGUGUGUGUGAGUAAGAAACUGAGUAAGAAACAGAGUGAACUGUAUGCAGUAGCUGCCUCUCUGGGUGGGGAUUUUAGGUGGUCAUGUGACGAAUCAGUUACUCAUUACAUCUACCAGGGUAAAGUAGGUGACAACUGCAAAGAAUACAGAGCUGUCAAAGAGAGAGGACUGCACAUAGUGUCUCAACACUGGCUCCAAGCUUGUGCAGAUGAGCAGAAGCAUGUGUCUGAGUCACUCUACCCUUUCAACUUUAACCCCAAAAUGAGCCUGACUAUGAGUCAGGUUGCAGAUUGCACCAUGACCCAGAGGUCACCACCUCCUUCCACUCCCCGCACCAGACUCAGGAAAUUUAUAGAGGAUGAGGAGACAAGGCUUGGACCUGUCGACGACAUCACAGACAUCUCGACCCCUAAGCGAAUCAGCACUGAGAGAAGAGAUCUCACAGAAACGUUGGAGAUGAGGGAGAAUCUUCAGAGGCAGCUUCAGGAGAUCAUGUCUGCUACUAAACUUGGGAGUGGUCGUCGAGGCUCCACGCGGCUGGCUAGUGCAAGCUCAAGGGGGCUGAACUCACCCAACACUCCAGACAGCCUGGGGCGAAUGGGCAGACGCAGCCGGAAUUUAGAGGCCCUAAGCAGGAUGUCACGACAAGUGGCAGUGGAUUUGAACACUGAGCCAUCUCAGAGUGAGCAGAUCGUAUGGGAUGACCCCACAGCACGAGAAGAACGAGCCCGACUGGCCGAUAACCUGCAGUGGCCCGGCAGCCCGUCUCAGCACUCUGAGCCCCUUGCCCUCGUCCCACCACUCCUCUCUGACCAGACAGCUACUGGUAGAGACUCCAUGACUGAUUCUGAACUGGUGGAAAUGGCUGCAUUUGAAGUCGUAGAUGCACAGCUGAGACCGAAGGUGACCCCACCCCGAGUGGACACGCUACAAAACCCUACAAUGCCUGAAGCUCCCAGUAUUGCUUUCCCCGUCUCUAAACCUGCAGCCCCUGCCCAGCCACAGAUUAAAGAAGAGGAGGAAAGUGAAGGGGAGGUAAAAGAGCCUCCACGUUUCCUGCUUUCUUCGCUGAAUCCACAGGAACGCAUUGACUACAGCCUUCUCAUAGAGGAGCUGGGUGGUGUUGUAUUGGAGAAGCAGAGUUUUGACCCCAGUUGCACUCACGUGAUUGUUGGUUAUCCUCUGAGGAAUGAGAAGUAUUUGGCUGCUAUGGCAGCGGGCAAGUGGAUCCUUCACCGUUCGUACCUGGAGGCCUGCCGCGCCGAGGGCCACUUCAUACAGGAAGAGCAGUAUGAAUGGGGAAGCAGCUCUAUACUGGACGCUCUGCCAUCCAUCAACUCUCAGCAGAAGAGAUUGGCUCUGGCAGCCAUGCGAUGGAGGAAAACACUACAGGGUUGCAUAAACAAGGAGGGAGCAUUUGGUGGCUGGACUGUGAUGCUGAAUAUUGACCAGGCCAGAGAGGCUGGAUUCAGACGGCUGCUACAGUCUGGAGGAGCAAAGGUGUUGCUAGAACUUUCCCCCUCUGUGUAUAAGGAGACCACUCAUCUGUUCGUAGACUUCAGCCGAUUAAAGCCUGGGGAUGUCCGAGUCAACAUCAGUGAAGCUGCCGCUCAGGGGGUCAAAUGUCUUAAACCAGAGUACAUCGCUGAUUACCUCAUGCAGGAGCCGUUGCCUCAAAUGGAGGCAUAUUAUCUUCCAGGAACAGCUCCAGGAGAUUUAGAGGAGGUUCAAGAUACAUCUUCACGGAAACGGAAAGCCUCUGGGGAAACAUCCACAUUGAAGAGAAGUCGUGUUCGAUGAAUCGGUGCCAUUGCAAGCUCUAAUAUAAUAGCCUCUGUAUUUAAGUGCAUUUUAUUCAGUUACUUCUUUGUAGAUAAGAAUUUGUCUGUGUUUGUCAAAAAUGUAAUUCAGAAUGUAAAGCACUUGAAAAAAUAGAAACUGACCAUUCAAACCUGACCAUUCAUUUUACAGACACAAAUUUACUCCCACGAAACACAAAUUUGUACAAUUCAGGACACUGUGUUGCAUUACCACAUUUUGCCCUGUGGAGGGAGCAUUCUCUACAUAAUGAAAUGGGUGCACAGACCCUGGGUCAAUUUUGGCCACUGACUAAAGGCACUAUAGAAUCUAAUUCAUGAAAAGAAAAAAAAAAACAGGUUAGUUUCAAACACAUCUCUCAUGCACUGGUACUAUAAAGUGUUGAUAUAGAAAAGUAUGCAGAUUUCUUAGACAUGGACAGAAAUGUUUAUAAAACAUGGCAUAGGAAGAAACAUUGAGAUACAAUUCAAAUAGUCUUCUAAAAAUGUUGACUUAUUCAAUCAAUACUUUAUUGCCAAACAACAUAGUUGUCUGGAAUUUUUCCUGGUGAGCUCAUGACAAUAAUAACAUACAAUAAAGGGGAAAAAAAAAAAAAACCCUACCAUUUCUUAAAGCACAGACUUUUUAUCAUUUGCCCGACUGCGUUGUAAAUUCUAAAUGUGUCCACUUUUUAUAUUAAAACAAUUACUUGUACUAUGCCA
Messenger RNA from Myxocyprinus asiaticus (Chinese sucker), 5620 nucleotides. RefSeq names its product DNA topoisomerase 2-binding protein 1-A-like. NCBI's taxonomy places the organism in Eukaryota, Metazoa, Chordata, Actinopteri, Cypriniformes, Catostomidae. Bases 297 to 4901 code for a protein of 1534 amino acids. The transcript is spliced from 28 exons. Gene Ontology annotation, biological process: DNA replication initiation; mitotic DNA replication checkpoint signaling; mitotic G2 DNA damage checkpoint signaling. The record is from RefSeq and is a predicted model, not a curated record.